GAGACGUCACCUUUUUUUUCAUCUUUUCGGUUCUUCGAAAAAGGAACAAGUUGUUGUUUAGGUUUCGCUCGACUCCUUAGUUUCGUUAGUUAUCCCAUUCCUUCUUUUAUUUCUUUCUCCGGUCUUUUUGGGUCCGAAGAGGCGACGGUGGUUGCUGCUGGUGAAAGAUCAACGUCUGUUUAGUAGGUAGAAAGGUUGGGAUCGACCCCGACUCCGCGUCUGCAUGUAUGCUGCAUACAUAUAUACGUAUACAUGCACGUGAGCGUGCGUGUGUGUGUGUAUGUGUAUUGUGAGUGGCAAUAGUUUUAUGUUUUGGAUUCGAAAUCAGUCUGAGUGCGGUGAGCGAACGCGCCGCUCGUUUUUCAAAAAGGAAAAGCCGAGAGUCUGUUGGUUGGUUGGGUGUGAUAGAGAGGAGAUAUUUUACACGGAGAGAGAACCGGAGGUAGUAAGAACACCUCACCUCUUCUUCACCAAAUAUCAUCCGCAAUACAUCAUCGAAACCGCGGAGAGCAGAGAGACGAAACGACGGAGGUAGAGGCAACAGCGAAAGAGAUACAAACACACACAUACAUACACCUUUCCGAGCACGGCACAAAGAAUCAUCGUAGGAAAUAUAUAGUUACGUGGGUGUCCCGAGUUUCGCGAGUGCGCGUUUUCCUUCCUUCAUCGCUUCUUCCUACCAAAUUUCCUUGGUUCUUCAUUUCCGCCGGACCGAACGCAAGUGAUGUGAGAGGUGCGAACCUGAGGAAAUCUGUUCUUGUUGUUUAUUGUUUUCGUUUGUUGUUAACAUCAUCAUCCACAUAUAAAAAGUGCGCAGACAGAGCGAAUAAACCACCGACGUUACAUAAGAUGAUUUCAAGAUAAUUGUUCUUUUCGAUAAUUGGUAACGAUAACAAUGGGUUUUUCGACGAAUCUGCAAGGAAGGAGUGCCCAUGAGGCGCUCCUCUCACGGCAGGACGCCGAGCUUCGGCUGUUGGAGACGAUGAAGAGAUGCUUAGCUUCGAAGGUCCGCUGCGACAGGGAGUACGCGAUAGCCCUGAGCUCUGUGGCGACGCAAGGAUGCAAGAUCGAUAGGGCCGACGAACUGACCGGAAGUCUGAUAACAAGCUCUUGGAAAGGGAUGAUGGAGGAUCUGGACAGCGCCGGUAAACUGCUGAAGAGCAACGCCGAUUACAUCGAGUCCAAGACUUUAGACGCCCUGAAUACCCUCUACUCGGACAAGAGGAAGGCGAGGAAGCAGUACCAGGAGGAGCACACCAGAAUAGCCCAGCAGUUCACACAU
Nicrophorus vespilloides is the source of this 1282-nucleotide messenger RNA. Its product is annotated as tyrosine-protein kinase Fer-like. NCBI's taxonomy places the organism in Eukaryota, Metazoa, Arthropoda, Insecta, Coleoptera, Silphidae. The record is from RefSeq and is a predicted model, not a curated record. The annotation marks the transcript as partial. The transcript has 2 exons.